This is a messenger RNA of Cicer arietinum (chickpea), 3195 nucleotides long. RefSeq names its product calmodulin-binding receptor kinase CaMRLK. Gene Ontology annotation, biological process: protein phosphorylation. Gene Ontology annotation, molecular function: ATP binding; protein binding; protein kinase activity. The record is from RefSeq and is a predicted model, not a curated record. Lineage: Eukaryota; Viridiplantae; Streptophyta; Magnoliopsida; Fabales; Fabaceae.
AAUGAAAAUAAACGCAUAAGCAAGUUCCCCCCACAACCAAAACCUUGUGAUAGUGUUUGAAGCACUCUCCGAAAGAGUUGGUAGAAUUAAGCAGUAUAGGAGGUGUUGUCAACUGCGGUUUGGGAUUGGAGAAUUUAUUGCUUUCCGAUCUGAACAACUUUAGCUAUACCAUUACAUCAUAUGCCCUUUUUAAACUCUCUGAAUCCCAAAUUAAAGAAUUGGGACCCCAUCUCUUUCAUUCACCUUAAAAUAUACAUUAAUUCAGGACCAUAGUAUAGUAUAGUAUGUAUAUUUGAAUCUCACUCCAUUCCAAUUUCCAAAAGCAUUGUCUCAUUCUCAGUAAAUUUCAAAGUGGAGAAAUUAUUAUCUAUGUUAUGAAAAAUAAAAGCCUCAUUGAGUGACAUCACUAUUCACUAGUACUAAUUACAUGAGGUAGAUCAAGCAGUCAACGCCCAUUGUACCAAUUUCAUUAAAUACUCAUUCAACCAUAUAGAGUAACCAUACUCACGUGCCGUUAACUUCUCCGUUAUAAAAAACACAUGAGAUAACGCCGUUCCGUCCUUCCCACUUCACUAUUAACUAACAGCAAACAGUCCCACUAUACCAAACCAACAACAACCUCUGUCUCUUUUCUUUCAUUCCCUUCAGGUAUAAUACUACAUGAGAUUGAGACUAUGCAUCUAAGAAAUAAAAUGAAACCCUUUUUUAACUUCUUGAUUCUCCUAUCUCUAAUUUCACUCGCAGAAUCUUCAUGCAACAUUGAAAACCAGAACCUAGUAUCAAAGGCUUUUCAAUUUGUUUCUGGAUUCAACACUUCGUUGUUCCAAACAAAAAGCUUCAACUGUUCAAAUGGGGAGAUUAAGAUCAUAGAACUUCCAUCCAAAAACUUAAGCGGAAAUAUCUCAUGGAGAUAUCUAAGGAACAUGAGCAAGUUAGAAAUUCUUGAUCUUUCAGGGAAUUUUCUACAAGGUCAAGUCCCAAACUGGUUUUGGGGAAGUUCAAGUUUAUUGAUAGUGAAUCUCUCCAAUAACAGAUUCGGAGGAAGCAUUUCAUUGAAACCCAUUUCAAUUUCAUCGCUACAAAAUCUCAAUCUUUCACACAACAGGUUCACAAAUCAAGUUCAACUUUCAUUUUUUCAUAACCUUAAAAUCAUUGACCUUUCAUACAACAAUCUCAACACUUUACCUUCCGGAUUUCAAAACCUCACCAACCUUAACCACCUUGAUCUCUCAAACUGUAACAUCAAAGGUAACAUAAAACCCAUUUCUUAUCUUACUUCACUUUCUUACCUAAACCUUUCAAACAACACUUUGAACGGUAGUUUCCCUUCUGAAUUCCCUCCUCUAAACAACAUAAAAUUCCUCAACAUCUCACACAACAACUUCAAAUCCUCCACUACUUUAGAAAAAUUCAAAAAAUUCGGAAAAUCGUCGUUCAUUCAUGCAGGCAACAACUUCAAUUUCAAAAACUACAACGCUUCAAAAACACAAAAGAUUCAUUCAAGUUCAAAUUUGAAAAAGACAAAAGCAAUUCACAGGGAGAAGAAAAAAAAGUCAAAACAAAAAAACAUGAUUGUUGUGGCAGCGUCCUCGGCGUCAGCGCUUGUUUUUGUCGUGUUGUGUGGUUGUGCAGUGUAUAUUUGUUACAGAAGAAAAAGGCAAUUGAGGAAAAAUAAGAAGUGGGCAAUAGCGAUAUCGAAACCGAUGAUGCAAUUAACGGUAAAGAUGGAGAAAUCUGGACCGUUCGAAUUCGAAACAGAAUCGGGAACAUCGUGGGUGGCUGAUCUGAAAGAACCGUCAACAGCAGCGGUAGUGAUGUUUGAGAAGCCAUUGAUGAAUAUCACGUUCGUAGAUUUAAUGGCUGCCACGUCACACUUUGGGAAAGAAUCUCAACUUGCGGAAGGUAGGUGUGGGCCCGUAUAUCGUGCUGUAUUACCUGGUGAUAUACACGUGGCAAUCAAGGUGCUUGAGAAUGCCAGAGACGUUGAUCAUGAUGACGCUGUUACAACUUUCGUUGACUUAUCACAACUUAAGCAUCCAAAUCUGUUGCCUCUCUCCGGUUACUGUAUUGCAGGGAAGGAAAAGCUAGUGUUAUACGAGUUUAUGUCAAACGGUGAUUUAGGGAGGUGGCUACACGAGCUACCAACGGGUGAGACUAACGUGGAAGAUUGGAGUAGCGACACGUGGGAGAUUCAAAACGGCGUCGGUUCACGUGCCACGUCACCAGAAAAAAUGGGUUGGCCGACACGACACCGUAUUGCUGUGGGUGUGGCGCGUGGACUAGCUUUUCUCCACCACGCGGGAUCCAAGCCCGUCGUUCACGGCCAUCUUGUGACAUCAAACGUCCUCCUCGCCGAUGAUUUCGAACCACGAAUCGCCGAUUUCGGAUUUCGAAAAUUUGGACAACAAUGUCCUCCGAAUUGCAGCACCGAAACAGACGUUUACUGCUUCGGUGCUGUUCUUAUGGAGCUUUUAACGGGGAAGCCCGGUACGGCGGAGACGGUGGUUUGGGUUAGGAAGCUUGUGAGAGAGGGUCAUGGAGUGAGAGCGCUUGAUGAAAGGCUUAAACUCGGUGGUGGUGACUCAGAGAGUCAGAUGGUUGAGAGUCUCCGAGUUGCGUAUCUUUGUACGGCUGAGUCGCCAGGGAAGAGGCCCACUAUGCAGCAAGUUUUGGGCCUUCUCAAAGAUAUUCAUCUCAGAGUUGUACUCGAUUGAGUUGACUCGUUCAUUUUAUUUUAUUUUAUUUUAUACUACUCGGUUCUUUUUUAAUAAUUGGCAAUUUAGUCAACAACAAAAAUUGUUGUAAUUAGUCUGUAUUAUCAAAUACAUCGACUUGUCUAUUAUAAAAAAGAAUUGAGGAAGUAUUUUUUUUUUUAGUGUUCAAGGUCCACAAGAUUCUUAAAGGGUUUGAGGUUUAACCUAGAUGGAGCCUUGGUUUUGGAAUUGUACCAUGUUUUAUUUUUUGUUUUUCUUUUUUAAUAUUUAUGAUGACUAUGAUUGCAAUGUGUAUAUACCAAAAAGUUUAGGAGAAAAAGGAAAAAGAAAAAGAAGUGGGGUAUGAACCAUAUAGUAAGGGAAAAGCUUGGUAAUUAAUGAAUGAAGGGGGAGUGUUGUGUAAUUUUCGGGUGAUCGAGCAUGCAAAGAGUAGAGAUUCUCACUUACUAUUAUUUCUCUCUUCUAAAAGGGGCUUCCAUCA